Molecule: messenger RNA, 2310 nt
Organism: Salvia splendens (bonfire salvia)
Lineage: Eukaryota; Viridiplantae; Streptophyta; Magnoliopsida; Lamiales; Lamiaceae
Product: probable galacturonosyltransferase 9
Exons: 3
Coding region: 218-1891 (557 amino acids)
Molecular function (GO): polygalacturonate 4-alpha-galacturonosyltransferase activity
Source: RefSeq, a predicted model, not a curated record
CAUUCUCUCUCUUCAACUCCACAGCUAACUCUCAGAUCUCUCUCUCUCACCCCCACUUUCACCAGCACACACACAACAUAUAUUUGCGUGUAUCUAUAUCCGUUCUCACACUCCAAUCCACCACUAAGAACUUGUCUACUGUUUCGAUAAGCAACGACCGAGUAUAGGAUUGGCCGGAUUCGCGCGCUGAUUGAGGAAUUGUCUUGGGACGGUCGUGAUGGCUGUGGCGGUCCGGGGCAAUCGGGUCGGAUCGGGCGGCGGAUCCGUCCUCCGCAGCUUUUUCAGCUACCGGAUCUUCGUUUCCGCCAUGUUCACUCUCCUUUUCCUCGCUACUCUCUCCGUCCUCCUCACAUCUCACCCCUCCCACAACGAUUCGGUUAUGGAUGCUACAGGAAAUGCACAUGUAAGGCGGAGUUUUCUAGCAUGGCAGUCAGAUCCGGUGAAGACUAGGUUAGAUUUGAUAUAUAACCAGGCAAACAAUCAUGUUGCAUUACUUAAUGCAUAUGCCACCUACGCUAGAAAACUCAAACUUGAGAUAUCCAAGCAGCUUAAGAUGUUUGAUGAUUUGGCUCAGAAUUUCUCUAACAUCCAACUGAAGCAGGCUUACCGUGCUGCACUGUUUGAAUCUGAUGGGCCGGUUGAUGAGGAUGUCUUGAGGCAGUUUGAGAAGGAGGUAAAAGAUAAAGUUAAGAUUGCUAGGCUAAUGAUUGCGGAGAAUAAGGAAUCAUACGACAAUCAGUUAAAGAUUCAAAAAUUGAAGGACACAAUAUUUGCUGUGAACGAAUUGCUUUUGAAGGCCAAGAAAAAUGGGGUCUUUGCUAGCUUGAUUGCAGCCAAAUCAACUCCCAAGAGUUUGCAUUGUUUAGCUAUGCGGCUUAUGGAGGAGAGAAUUGCUCAUCCUGAAAAGUAUGUGGAUGAUGAGCCUGGCCCUGAGCUUGAAGAUCCUAACUUAUACCACUAUGCUUUGUUUUCUGACAAUGUGAUUGCAAUCUCUGUGGUGGUAAACUCCACCCUUAAGAAUGCAGAGGAGCCAUGGAAACAUGUAUUCCAUGUUGUUACUGAUCGAAUGAAUUAUGCUGCUACUAAGGUUUGGUUUAAGAUGAGGCCAUUACAAGGGGGAGCUCAUAUUGAGAUCAAGGCAGUGGAUGAUUUCAAGUUCUUAAAUCCUUCAUAUGCACCUGUGCUUAAGCAGCUUCAAUCUGCUAAGUUAAGGAAGUAUUACUUUGAGACCAGAACUGAGAACACCUCUACAGAUGUAAACAACAUGAAGUAUAGAAACCCAAAGUAUUUAUCGAUGCUCAAUCACCUUCGGUUCUACUUGCCUGAACUCUACCCAAAGCUGCACAAGAUUCUAUUUCUGGAUGAUGAUGUUGUAGUUCAGAAGGAUUUGACUGCCUUGUGGAAAAUUGAUUUGGAUGGGAAGGUUAAUGGUGCUGUCAGCACUUGCUUUGGUUCUUUCCAUCGUUAUUCUGAAUAUUUAAACUUUUCUCAUCCUCUCAUCAAGCAGAAGUUUAGUCCCGGAGCUUGUGCUUGGGCUUUUGGCAUGAAUAUUUUUGACCUUGAUGCUUGGAGACGGGAGAAAUGCACUGAGCAAUAUCAUUAUUGGCAGGAUUUGAAUGAGGAUCGUUCGUUAUGGAAGAUGGGGACUCUACCAGCUGGGCUUGUUACUUUUUACUCAACCACCAAGCCUUUGGAUAAAGCUUGGCAUGUUCAGGGACUCGGUAUCAAUCCUAGUAUCAGUAUGGAGGAAAUUGAGAAGGCUGCUGUCAUCCAUUUCAGCGGAGACAUGAAGCCAUGGCUGGAUAUUGCCAUGAACCUUUACAAGCAUCUGUGGACAAAGUAUGUUGAUAAUACAAUGGACUUUGUGCAGAUGUGUAAUUUUGGCAUGUAGAGGAAGUGCGACUAUGGCCAAAGCAAUCACAAGAUAUCAGGCAUAUAUGCAAGUCAUAGCUUUUCAGAACGAUGAUUCUACAUAACGUUCUCGCAACGAAAAUUUUCUGGUAGCUGCUAUUUAUCUUAGUUAAUGUGGAGGGGCCUGAAGGAAACUUGUAUUGGUGUUUUGUAUACUCAUAAACCUAUUCUUUGUAGAGGAUGGGCAUAAUGAUUCGGAAAUAGAGAAGGCUAGCAGCAUCAUUUCACCAGGGUUCUUAUGCCAACUUUUAGCUAUUCUCUAGUUUGGUACACUGGUGAAAAUCUGCUCCUUGUCUGAGGUAUUGCUUACUUUGUUACAGACUGGAUUGUGAUAUUUCAUCAACACAAAAAUCAUUAUAUUUUUGCAUUCUAAGAUUAUAAAUCAAUUUUAUUCUUGGA